AUGUCGCAGCAACACCUCUGGGGGUAUUCAAAGGUGCAAGAGUCCACAUCCCAAGAAGUUAUUGUACUGUCAAAACAAGGGCAGUCCAAAGCCAAGUUAGGUGAUCCUGUCUUGACAGUUCGUACUCAAUCUCCUAGAGCAUUAUUAGCUGGUAAAAACUCAGCCAAUCUUCUCACACGCUACAUGGAGCAAUGUGCUGAAGAAAGGGACUGUUAUGGAUCUGGGUCCACUCUCCUCUCCUUUCCUCCAAGAGAAACUUCCACAGGAGAAGUUGAAGCAAGUCCUACCAUUGAGGGAGAUGACUUGGACGAGGAAAUCCCUAUGUGUGUGGAGGAUGAAGAUUGCUAUAAGGAUAUACAAGAUGUGUAUGACCAAUUACAUGUGCAAUUCCUCAAACAACAAUAG
This is a messenger RNA of Ilex paraguariensis (yerba mate), 405 nucleotides long. The record is from the annotation of a GenBank genome assembly. NCBI's taxonomy places the organism in Eukaryota, Viridiplantae, Streptophyta, Magnoliopsida, Aquifoliales, Aquifoliaceae.